This is a messenger RNA of Paralichthys olivaceus (Japanese flounder), 3875 nucleotides long. The record is from RefSeq and is a predicted model, not a curated record. NCBI's taxonomy places the organism in Eukaryota, Metazoa, Chordata, Actinopteri, Pleuronectiformes, Paralichthyidae.
AUGUCCAUCCUGGGUUUAAAGAAGAAACAGCCCAAGACUUUCAAAGUCAAAGUUAUCACCAUGGACGCUGAGAUGGAGUUCAGCUGUGAGGUGAAGUGGAAAGGUAAAGACUUGUUCGACCUGGUGUGUCGCACUGUUGGUUUGAGGGAGACCUGGUUCUUUGGUCUCAGGUACACAGUAAAGGACACAUACGCCUGGCUGAAACCAGACAAACGGGUCUUGGACCAGGAGGUUCCCAAGGACUCUCCCAUAACAUUUAAUUUCCUCGCCAAAUUCUUCCCUGAAAAAGUAGAAGAGGAACUGGUCCAGGAAAUUACUCAGCACCUCUUCUUCUUACAGGUGAAAAAACAGAUACUAGAUGAAGAGAUAUUCUGUUCCCCUGAAGCAUCGGUACUCCUGGCAUCAUACGCUGUCCAAGCCAAGUACGGUGACUAUGACCCAAACUUUCACAAGCCAGGCUUCCUGGCACAUGAUGAGCUUCUGCCAAAAAUGGUUCUGAUGCAAUAUCAAAUGACAGCUGACAUGUGGGAGGAGAAGAUCACAGCUUGGUACGCGGAGCACAGAGGCAUCGCCAGGGAUGAGGCAGAGAUGGAAUACCUAAAGAUUGCUCAGGACCUUGAGAUGUAUGGUGUCAGCUACUUUGCCAUCACUCAAAAUAAAAGGGACACAGACCUGUUACUUGGAGUGGAUGCUCAGGGUCUUCACAUCUACAGCCCCAACAGCAAACUCACUCCUAACAGGUCCUUUCCUUGGAGCGACAUCCGCAACAUCUCUUACAGUGAAAAGGAGUUCACAAUCAAACCCCUGGACAAAAAGAAAGAUGUCUUCAAGUUCUACUCAUCUCAACUACGUGUGAACAAGCUGAUCCUACAGCUGUGCAUCGGUAACCAUGAUCUAUUCAUGAGGAGAAGGAAGGUGGACUCUAUUGAAGUGCAGCAGAUGAAGGCUCAAGCUAAAGAGGAGAAGGCCCGAAAGAAGAUGGAGCGUCAGAUCCUGGCACGGGAAAAACAGAUGAGGGAGGAAGCAGAACGUGCAAAAGAGGAGAUGGAACGAAGACUUUUCCAGCUACAAGACGAAGCCCGACUUGCCAAUGAGGCACUGCUGCGAUCUGAGGAGACCGCAGACCUGUUGGCAGAGAAGGCCCAGAUUGCUGAAGAGGAGGCGAAGCUCUUGUCCCACAAGGCUGCAGAGGCUGAGCAGGAGAGACAGAGGUUAGAGGUCACCGCUAUGAAGACCAAGGAGGAGAAGAGACUGAUGGAGCAGAAGAUGAGGGAGGCAGAGCAGCUGGCUGUCAAACUGGUGGAGCAGUCCGAGAGGAGGUUGAAGGAGGCAGAUCAUCUGAAACAGGACCUGACGGAGGCGAAGGACGCUGAGCGGAGAGCCAAGCAGAAGCUGUUGGACAUCACCAAAACAACUUACCCUCUCAUAGCAGCGUACUCUGCUCCGCCUGCCCCUCCCGAAGCAGCCGACUUUGCCUAUGAGUCAGCAUCCACACGUCUCGACUUCAAGGACUCUGACAUGAAACGUCUGUCCAUGGAGAUUGAGAGAGAGAGGCUGGAGUAUAUGGAGAAGAGUAAACACCUGCAGGAUCAGCUGAAGGAGCUAAAGACAGAGAUUGAGUCUCUGAAGCUGGAGGAGCAGCAGCAGCAGGCCGGACUCUACAGCCUCCAGAGUGAGGCGAGGGGAUACGUUCAGGAGCCUGUCUACAUACCUCACAGCAACAGAAACUCUGCGUACAUGUCUCAGAUGGCCUACUUUGAAGAAGUCUGAUCCUAAUCCUGCAAGAUGACGACGGACGAGGACACCAGCUGAUGUGAUCCACUAUAUUCUUAGGUCAUUUUUUUACCUGGCUGAAACUAACAGACACAAACAUACAUACACCUUGACUAUGUGUUUCUGAAAGACUAAAUCCUCAACAACAAACAGUUUGUCUGCCUGCACAGGCUGCCACGCUCGGUUGUUACCACCUGAUACACUACGGCACCUUUAAUAUUUCUUUCAUAUGUAAAACACACAACAAUGUGAGCCAUGUAUCUCACACUGAUUCAGUAUUUGGUGCUGAGGAUGGAUGUGUGAGUGGGUUUUUAUUUGAUGAUGUUUUUUGUGUGGUUUUAAGGGAUAAUCAGAUAUAGACUCACGCCUUAAUGACACAUCAUACAUCAAUGCCUUAACAACACUAUGAGACAGGGAUUCAAAUGAUUUUAUGUUUUUUGUUCUUUUCAGAAACUGGCUUUACAUCCUUCAUCAGAUGUAAUUAAGUGAAUGAUCAUUUCAGGGUGGAGACAAUUUCAAAAAAGCAUCCUGAGGCUUUUGUGAAUACGUUAUAUUUUGGUCAUUUUCUUUCAAAACAGAAAAGUGUUUCUAAAACCCAAUUUUCUUUAUCUACCUAUAACAAGCCAUUGUUGAAGUGAUCUUUGAAAGCUAAAUACACAUUAAUUAGAAUGGCUGCCAAGGUAUCUGUCCUCGAAAUCAAGACCCAUGAUGCAUUUCCUCUGAAAUCAAAACGCCUUAUUUCACAAAUGUUCAAAAAAGUGUAAAUUAAAUUCCUGGAUGUGCCCCUUUGUCCUGAUCUACGUCAAACUUUAAACGGUACUUUAUUGACCCAUUUCACAUCCUUAUACCAAGUUUUGUGGAAAGGCGUUCUGUAGUUUCUACGUAAACUCGCUGUCAAUCCAACCAACAGACAAGUGGGCAGCAGUGAAAACAUAAAACUCCUUGGCGAAUGUAUAGAUAACUCAUAAUUAGUGAUUUGUUUUAUGUGAGCUUGUCCAGAUAUGUUCAGAGUGUGUUUGCAGGAACAGUGUCAAGAGGUGACGACUCCAUAAAAAUGUCAAAUUCAGUGUUUUGAUCUUUGAAUUAAAUAGUUUUUGCUGUUUCUGUCACAAAGGUCAUGAACGGCCUUUCUUGAAAACAGCACACAGGUGCCUUUUCUUUUGAAAGUUUCUAGUGCUUCAUCAUGGUAGUUAAGUGUUGUGUACAAUUACAAGCUUGAGCUCUGCCAUUUCAAGUUUUUAUUUUUUGUACUCUAGACUGUUGAUGUGCCUUGAACUUUAUUUUUUACGGUUGUGAUUUGAGGUUUUAUUUGAUAACUUGCUCUUGUGUCUCAGCAUUACGGUUUCUAUAAGUUUCAGAUUGACGGCCGCCUUCUUUUUUUUUCUCAGGGCUUGUGUUGGAGACAAUCACUGCAGAUAGAAUCUCAUUGUUUUCCCCUGAGAUUAACAGGAUGGUAUCCAUUAUUGUUUGACCUUUUUUUUUUUUUUAACAGGCUAUUUGAUUUAACUUGGAUAUCAGUGAUUUGCAUGUUCAAUAUUUCUGCCAGUAGAGUGUGUGUUUCGUUUCAUAAACAUGUGAGUAAACCUUUACUCUGCUAAACUCACUCAUCACAUUCUUAAAAAGGGAGCCGAGACUGACGUCGCUAUGGACUAAACAUUGAUCACUGAUUGGUUCAUUGUUGCCCUCAUGACGGGGUUACCAUUGAGUACGACUUCUGUUUUGUGUCAGAUUUUUUUUUCUUUUUUCAACACAAUGUGCUGCAGUUUGCAUCUUUAAACAUAUUUAUUUGUGCUAUAAAUCCUUAAAUAACAUCACAUGUGUUCUUGAGGUUCAUCAUUGUUGGGAACUCCAUUGUAAAUAAUGUUUGUUUUCUUUUUCUAUAAUGGAAUUCAAGUUGCAUCUGAAGAGAUGUUGUGCGUUGGGGGAUUAGGUUUAUUUUGAAGUGAUAAAAACAAUUAUGCAAGUUCAUAUGAUUUAUAACCUCAAGUUAUUUUGUCAUUUCAUAACAGCAGUGAUUGUACAUGUUUGUCUGUGUCGCUGAUGUUGUCCUGAUGUGAUUGUUGAUAUCUUCAGUUUGAUGAUUAUAAAAUCCUUCUUGCUUC